ACUCUCCUAAACAGUCAAACGCUAAUCCCAGUCUCUCUCUAAAAACCGCUUUUCCCCCUCUCUCUCUCUAACAACCCCUCUCUCUCUCUCUCUCUCUCUCUCUCUCUCUCUCUCUCUCUCUCUCUCUCUCAAAGUAGAAAAUGUCGGACGCCUUUUGCAGCGAUUGCAAGCGAGAGACGGAGGUAGUUUUCGAUCACUCAGCCGGCGACACCGUAUGCUCAGAGUGCGGUCUCGUACUCGAAUCCCACUCCAUCGACGAAACUUCCGAGUGGCGUACCUUCGCCAACGAGUCCAACGACAACGACCCCGUCCGUGUUGGAGGUCCAUCGAAUCCUCUCCUAACCGACGGCGGUCUCUCCACCGUCAUCGCCAAACCUAACGGCUCUUCCGGCGAGUUCCUCUCUUCUUCUCUCGGUCGCUGGCAGAAUCGCGGCUCUAACCCUGACCGCGGACUUAUUCUUGCUUUCAAAACUAUUGCCACCAUGUCCGAAAGGUUGGGACUUGUUGCAACCAUCAAGGAUCGGGCAAAUGAGAUAUACAAGAGGGUUGAAGACCAAAAGUCUAGUCGAGGAAGAAAUCAAGAUGCUUUGUUGGCUGCUUGUAUCUACAUUGCGUGCCGACAAGAAGACAUACCACGAACUGUAAAGGAAAUUUGCUCUGUUGCAAAUGGGGCGUCAAAGAAGGAAAUUGGCCGAGCAAAAGAGUACAUAGUGAAGCAACUUGGUUUGGAGAAGGGUCAGACUGUGGAGAUGGGCACAAUACAUGCUGGCGACUUUAUGAGGAGAUUCUGUUCAAAUCUUGGUAUGAAUAAUCAAGCUGUUAAGGCUGCUCAGGAAGCUGUUAAGAAAUCAGAAGAAUUUGAUAUAAGGAGGAGUCCUAUAUCAAUUGCUGCUGCAGUUAUAUACAUCAUAACUCAGCUUUCUGAUGAUAAAAAACCUCUCAAAGAUAUAUCAAUUGCCACCGGAGUUGCAGAAGGAACUAUUAGGAACUCCUACAAGGAUCUUUAUCCCCAUGUUUCAAAAAUAAUACCAAAUUGGUAUGCAAAGGAGGAGGAUUUGAAAAACCUUUCUAGCCCUUGAAUUGUUGAGAAAAAUCAUCCCAAUCUGUGUCAUUAAAUCUGUGGACUUACUGAACUGUUAAUUACAUUGAGCUAGGCACACCAUAUAAUGAAUGAAUUCUCGACUUACAUGGA
Vicia villosa (hairy vetch) is the source of this 1192-nucleotide messenger RNA. Its product is annotated as transcription initiation factor IIB. Gene Ontology annotation, biological process: DNA-templated transcription initiation; transcription preinitiation complex assembly. Gene Ontology annotation, molecular function: TBP-class protein binding. The transcript is spliced from 7 exons. Lineage: Eukaryota; Viridiplantae; Streptophyta; Magnoliopsida; Fabales; Fabaceae. The coding region runs from base 141 to 1079 and encodes 312 amino acids. Gene Ontology annotation, cellular component: nucleus; transcription preinitiation complex. The record is from RefSeq and is a predicted model, not a curated record.